Messenger RNA from Stegastes partitus (bicolor damselfish), 2700 nucleotides. It is a transcript of the gene gnai3, whose product is annotated as guanine nucleotide binding protein (G protein), alpha inhibiting activity polypeptide 3. Gene Ontology annotation, cellular component: cytoplasm; heterotrimeric G-protein complex. The record is from RefSeq and is a predicted model, not a curated record. NCBI's taxonomy places the organism in Eukaryota, Metazoa, Chordata, Actinopteri, Pomacentridae. Gene Ontology annotation, molecular function: GTP binding; G protein-coupled receptor binding; GTPase activity. The coding region runs from base 579 to 1643 and encodes 354 amino acids. The transcript has 9 exons. Gene Ontology annotation, biological process: G protein-coupled dopamine receptor signaling pathway; adenylate cyclase-modulating G protein-coupled receptor signaling pathway.
CACGACUGUGAGCGCUAUUUAGGCAGCAAAUCACACAGCCGGUUGUGCAGAGCGGACUACAUUUCCCAUCAGGCCUGCUGGGAGCGCGUCGAUUUUCCCUUUUCAGCGACGUUUUCUUGGUUUGCAGCUGGAUCAGCUGGAAGGACGCGCCACUGCGCAACACUGGACAAACCUGGAGGUGUUAAUAGUGUCGUUUCUGUUCAGAGGCUGGAGUUCAUGCGCAAUUGUCACACAGUUAUUUACAGAAAUUAAUUGGUUUCUACUUUUUUUUUUUUUAAGAAAAAACUUUUAGGAUCUACUGUGCGCAAAAACUGCGGCAAAGUUAGUCGGAUAACACACUAAGACAUCUGACAGGCAGCAGGGAACGUGCUGCAGCUGACUGAGCUCAGCAGCAUCGGUUGGACGGAGCCGCCGGUGCCAACGCCUUUCCCUCCUCUCUCUCACCGCCGGCUGGGAAACUUCAGCUCACGCUGAACCGACAGCAGUUGGACGGUGUUUCCCUUCAACAGAUGAGCACCUGAAACCCGCAGUUUUGACUCUAAGAAGUUGUUUGAGAUCCCCCCCUCCCUCCCAAAAAAAUGGGCUGCACGAUCAGCGCUGAGGACAAAGCUGCGGUGGAGAGGAGUAAAAUGAUUGAUAAGAACCUGCGAGAAGACAGAGAGAAGUCCUCCAGGGAGGUGAAGCUGCUUCUGCUCGGUGCGGGGGAAUCCGGGAAAAGCACAAUAGUAAAGCAGAUGAAAAUCAUUCAUGAGGAUGGCUACUCAGAAGAAGAAUGCAAGCAGUACAAAGUGGUGGUGUACAGCAACACCAUCCAGUCCAUCAUGGCCAUCAUCAGAGCCAUGGGCCAGUUAAAGAUAGACUUCGGGGAUGCUGCACGAGCGGACGAUGCUCGCCAGCUGUUUGCCCUGGCGAGCUCGGCCGAGGAGGGGGUGUUGUCUGCAGACCUGACCAGUGUGAUUCGGAGGCUGUGGAACGACGGUGGAGUUCAGGCCUGUUUCGAUCGAUCACGAGAAUAUCAGCUCAAUGACUCCGCCGCGUAUUACCUGAAUGACCUGGACAGGAUCUGCCAGCCCAACUACAUCCCGACUCAGCAGGACGUUUUGCGCACACGAGUGAAGACGACCGGGAUCGUGGAAACUCACUUCACUUUCAAAGAUCUCUACUUCAAGAUGUUUGAUGUCGGAGGUCAGCGCUCAGAGAGGAAGAAGUGGAUCCACUGUUUUGAGGGAGUCACGGCGAUCAUUUUCUGUGUAGCGCUCAGCGACUACGACCUCGUGCUGGCCGAGGAUGAGGAGAUGAACCGGAUGCACGAGAGCAUGAAGCUUUUCGACUCCAUCUGCAACAACAAGUGGUUCACGCUCACCUCCAUCAUCCUCUUCCUCAACAAGAAGGACUUGUUUGAGGAGAAGGUCAGCAGGAGUCCGCUCACUAUCUGCUACCCCGAGUACUCUGGUGGUCACUCAUAUGAAGAGGCAGCAGCUUACAUCCAGUGCCAGUUUGAAGACCUAAAUAAACGAAAGGACACCAAGGAGAUCUACACUCACUUCACUUGUGCCACGGACACCAAGAAUGUGCAGUUCGUGUUCGACGCUGUCACCGACGUCAUCAUCAAGAUCAACCUGAGGGAGAUCGGGCUCUACUGAAGCUCCGGCUGCCUCCCAGGUUUCAGAAGAUUCAGGACUUCUGGAGUGUUUUGUCUGCAGAGAGCGAAGUGGAAAGCAGGUGUUUCUAAGGACUAAGCCGGUGGCCGCGUGCAUACAAAAAAUUGCACUAAAUUUGGGGACUUGUAACGAUGAUCACUUUUGUCUUAAUAGAUUUUUUUUUAUGCUGAGCGCUCUGGGAGGAAGUGAGUCGGGGAGGCUUGUGAAAAUCAUUACUGUGAGUCGUGUCGUAUUUAAGAUCUCUGCGGGCAGGUGAAGCCGUUCUGACGUCUCUUUUAUAGUCUUGUCGUCUGCACGAGGACCAAAACGAAGCACCUGUUCAUCAGAUCCACAGCUGCAUCUCACGGUUUUACAGCCACAAUGUAAAUUCUGUUCACACCCCUUUUGUCGUGCUGCAUUUUCUCUUAGCUGUAUGUUUGUAUCACAUCGCUUUUAUUGAAUAUUUGUUAUGUUUUAUUAUAAUUUUAGUUGCAGUUACAUAAUAUUUCCACUUUUAGAUGUAUGAAUGCCAUAACUUAUGUAGAGGACAGUUUUGCAGAAUAGAAUGCAACCGUUUGGGUCUGGGAUUAGUUAGAGUCUGAUGAACUCGGUAGCAACAUGCUGUCUGCGUAGUUUUGAUUUUAACUCGACCACAUUGUCCUGAACAACAUCUUCGAUUUUUCUGUGUAUUUUUAUUUUUAUUUUUAUUUUUUUCAUCUUACUUUAAAUACGACUAAUAUUAUUCAAUCACUGGAGGUCAACGUAGCAUCUGUUUUUUAUUGCAGGGUAAGUUUUAAAUCCUGUGGAUAUUAGUAGAGAAACAUAAAGAUUUUAAAUAUACAAAAGUGGGAUUAGUGUUUGAUAUAUCCACAGGCCUUAUUUGUGUUCUUUGGCCGUAGCCUUCACAUAACUCUGAGGAAGUCUGUUGCUGUUAGGUUCUGCAGUGAGCUUAGAUCAGUCACUUCCUGCACAGAGAAGCCCUGGUAGCCGAGUUCCCCAAAAUGUUCAGAUUUUACAUAUUUGAGGAGUUGUACUGGCUCAUUAAAUGAUAGCACAAAGA